Molecule: messenger RNA, 1362 nt
Organism: Arachis duranensis
Lineage: Eukaryota; Viridiplantae; Streptophyta; Magnoliopsida; Fabales; Fabaceae
Product: methyl-CpG-binding domain-containing protein 11
Exons: 2
Coding region: 147-1025 (292 amino acids)
Molecular function (GO): DNA binding
Source: RefSeq, a predicted model, not a curated record
GUUUAUCACAUCCCACUUCCCCCCCAACUUAAAUUCUCUCUGGAGGGUCGAGUUUGAGAGACUUGAGACAAAAGAGAAACAACACAGCACCAACGGUUUUCUUUCCCCCUUCCGAGUCGGUGGAACUCCUUUUCAACAACAUACUCAUGGACACCAACAACGCUUCCAAGGAGUUGCAGGAGGAGGUUGUCUCCGUUGAGCUUCCAGCUCCCCCUUCUUGGAACAAGAUGUACUUCCCUAAGAAAGUGGGCUCACCAAGAAAAAGCGAAAUUGUAUUCAUUGCACCAACUGGGGAGGAGAUCAGUUCUAGAAAACAAUUGGAACAAUACCUUAAGGCACAUCCAGGCAACCCUGCAAUCUCUGAGUUUGACUGGGGAACUGGUGAGACCCCCCGACGAUCAGCUAGGAUUAGUGAAAAGGUGAAAUCAAGUCCACCUACAGACAGCGAGCCUGCAAAGAAAAGAUCUAGAAAAUCUUCAGGAUCAAAGAAGGAGAACAAAGAAACUGAACCUGCUUCAGAGGAAGGCAAGGGGAAGGUAACUACUGAAGAACCCCAGGAUCCAGAAGCUAAAGGAGAAAAGCAACUUGAGAAUGGAGAUGAGAAUGAAAAAAAUGAACAAACCAAGGAUGCAGAGGUAGAUAAGGAAGAGACUGGUCUGAACAAUGAGAAUGAUGCAGAGAAGAUUGGGAAUAGUCAUGCGGAAGGUGGAAAUGUAACUGCUGACAAGCCUCCAGUUGAAGAAGGUCAAAACCAAGAAAUGGUUACUGAAGCAUCCCAAGAAAAUGGUGCAACUGAGAAUAAGCAGGAUAAAUCAGAUGCUGUGAUUCUUGAUGCAAAUGGCAGUGCCGAGAAAGAGGAGGAUCCGAUUGCUGUGACACCUGCAUCUGCUGAAGAGAUCAAUAAUGCAAAGCAAGAUAUCGUGGUAACUGAUGAAAGAAGUAACCCCGUUCAAGCCGAGGAGCAACUGAAGAAGGAGGGUGAGCUAGUUGACAAUGGAAAUGUUAUUUGGAACUGUGCACAGUGAAGCAACCAUUCAUGUUAGCUGCUGAAAUGUUGUGUAUUAUUUUGCCUUAGGCGACCGUGACUUCUGUGAUACUGUCGAAGUUGUUUAGUUAUUUUGUGACCUCAAUGGAUGACUGUAGUAUUCUAUAUAUGAUUUGGUGGUAGCUAUUUAGGAGAACUAUCUUUAAUCUUAGAUUAGGACUUAUUAUUUUCCCUAGUCCAUCCAUGUAGAUUAUUGUAGACUCUAGUCUCUACUCUAGUCUCUACUUCGUUUUAGUAGUAUGUAGAUUAUUGUAGACUCUUGUCUCGAAAUCGUGUUAGUAGUCAGUUAAAUUCUACAUUUCCCCGUAUUUCUGAAA